This is a messenger RNA of Astyanax mexicanus (Mexican tetra), 2029 nucleotides long. It is a transcript of the gene hnrnpl2, whose product is annotated as heterogeneous nuclear ribonucleoprotein L2. Gene Ontology annotation, molecular function: mRNA binding. Gene Ontology annotation, cellular component: nucleus. Gene Ontology annotation, biological process: regulation of RNA splicing; mRNA processing. Lineage: Eukaryota; Metazoa; Chordata; Actinopteri; Characiformes; Acestrorhamphidae. The record is from RefSeq and is a predicted model, not a curated record. The coding region runs from base 44 to 1648 and encodes 534 amino acids. The transcript has 14 exons.
UCGUCCAUUUUCGCUUGAUCAGUGGAGAAGCUAACGGGACAACAUGGCGACGCAGGCGGCCCGGUACUACAGCGAGGGAGGCAGGGCGUCCAAACGCCAGAAAACGGACAACGACGGGAGCAUGGCGAGUGAGGGCUAUGAUGACCCCCACAAACCCCUCCCAUCCCUUGUCGUCCAUGUAAGAGGUCUGGUGGAUGGUGUUUUGGAAGCAGAUCUUGUUGAAGCCCUGCAGGAAUUUGGAACCAUUAGUUAUGUAGUGCUGAUGCCCAAAAAGCGCCAAGCCCUGGUGGAAUACGAGGACAUGAGUGGUUCUUGCAAUGCGGUGACCUAUGCCAACGAUAACCAGAUUUAUAUUGCUGGAAACCCUGCCUUUGUGAAUUACUCCACCAGUCAGAAGAUUUCCCGUCCCGGUGAUCCCGAUGACUCUCGCAGUGUUAAUAAUGUUUUGCUAUUCACAAUCAUGAAUCCUAUUUAUCCCAUCACCACGGACGUGCUCUAUACCAUUUGCAACAAUUGCGGGCCAGUUCAAAGAAUUGUCAUCUUCAGGAAAAAUGGUGUCCAGGCCAUGGUAGAAUUUGAUUCAGUCCAGAGUGCUCAGAGGGCCAAGGCCUCUCUGAACGGUGCUGAUAUAUACUCAGGCUGUUGCACACUCAAGAUUGAAUAUGCUAAGCCAACACGUCUCAAUGUUUUCAAGAAUGAUCAGGACACAUGGGACUACACAAAUCCUAACCUGAGCAGCCAAGGUGCAGACGCUGAUGGCAAUGGGGGCGAUCCAGAUAUGAAUCCCAACCCCAACAAGCGUCCGAGGCAGCCGGCUCUGCUGGGAGACCACCCUCCAGAGUACGGUGGUUAUCAUGGAUACCAGGACGAUAGUUAUGGUGGCUACGAGGGACGACGUAUGGCUCCAUCCAUGGGCGGUCCACGGCGAGGAGGCGCAAGUCAGCGCUACGGUGGUCAAUACGGUGCCCCUCCUCCACCUCCUGGAGAGUACAGUGCCCAUGCCGAAUCCCCAGUUAUGAUGGUCUAUGGGUUGGAGCCUACCAAAAUAAAUGCGGACAGGGUCUUCAACAUCUUCUGUCUUUAUGGCAAUGUAGAGAGGGUGAAGUUUAUGAAGAGCAAGCCAGGCGCUGCAAUGGUGGAAAUGGGAGACUGCUAUGCUGUAGACCGAGCCAUCUGCCAUCUAAACAACCAUUUCUUGUUCAACCAGAAACUUAAUGUCUGUGUGUCCAAGCAGCAAGCCAUCAUGCCAGGCCAAUCGUACGAGCUAGACGAUGGAAGCAACAGCUUCAAAGACUUCCAUGGCAGUCGGAACAACCGCUUCACUUCCCCAGAGCAGGCAGCCAAGAACCGCAUUCAGCAUCCCAGCAACGUGCUGCACUUCUUCAAUGCGGCCCCAGAGGCCGCCGGGGACGUCUUCUCUGAGAUCUGUGAGGAACUUGGUGUGAAGAGCCCAUCUAACGUAAAAAACUUUGCAGCUAAAGGUGGAGCAUCUUCAGAGAGGAGCUCAUCAGGGCUGCUGGAGUGGGAGUCUGUUAACGAUGCCAUGGAGGCACUUGCUAUGAUGAACCAUUACCAGAUGAAAAACCCUAAUGGCCCCUACCCAUACACACUGAAGCUUUGCUUCUCCACUGCGCAGCAUGCAAACUGAGACUAGUCAUCACGGAGCUCAAGCAUUCCCUCCCUACGGCCACAACUUCACUGUUCCCUGCUCUGUUUUAUCGUCCCGAAUAGGCCCUUCAUAUAGGAAUGUGUUCAGUAACACCAGAUACAUCUUUUUAUUGAGUGAGUCGCAGCACAUGCUGACAGAAAGAACCAGACAAAACUGUCAUAUUAUUGUUUUUAUGGAAGAGGAGGAAGGUUGACAUGCUUUUGUACCAGUAUUUUUUUCUGUUAAUGUAUUUUGUUUUUUAUUGCUUUCCAUUAUUGUUUGUUAGUUGUGUGCUCAGCACCUCACUUUUGGAAGUGUCAUUCUGUAAAGGUGGCUGCAUUUUUCUCCAAUUGUAAAAUAAAAUUAAAUAGCGAUAAUGGA